Hevea brasiliensis (rubber tree) is the source of this 1021-nucleotide messenger RNA. RefSeq names its product MADS-box transcription factor 23-like. The transcript is spliced from 9 exons. Gene Ontology annotation, cellular component: nucleus. The record is from RefSeq and is a predicted model, not a curated record. Lineage: Eukaryota; Viridiplantae; Streptophyta; Magnoliopsida; Malpighiales; Euphorbiaceae. Gene Ontology annotation, molecular function: protein dimerization activity; RNA polymerase II cis-regulatory region sequence-specific DNA binding; DNA-binding transcription factor activity, RNA polymerase II-specific. Gene Ontology annotation, biological process: positive regulation of transcription by RNA polymerase II. The coding region runs from base 60 to 773 and encodes 237 amino acids.
CUUUCUCUGGCUUAACCCCUUUGCUGCAGAAACCCUAGAAUUAAUAUAGAGCUGAAGAGAUGGGAAGAGGGAAGAUUGUGAUUCAAAGAAUUGAUAACUCUAGUAGCAGGCAAGUGACUUUUUCGAAACGAAGAAAGGGGUUGAUUAAGAAGGCAAAAGAACUAGCAAUUCUUUGUGAUGCAGAAGUUGGACUUGCGAUCUUUUCUAGCUCUGGCAAGCUGUAUGAAUUUGCAAGCACCAGCAUGAAAUCUGUUAUUGAACGAUACAAUAAAACAAAAGAAGAAAAUCAACAAUUGAUGAAUCCAACAUCAGAAGUUAAGUGUUGGCAAAGGGAGGCAGCAGUAUUAAGGCAACAAUUGCACAACUUGCAAGAAAGCCAUAGGAAAUUAUUGGGAGAACAACUUUAUGGUUUAAGUGUCAAAGACCUACAAAGUUUAGAGAAUCAAUUGGAAAUGAGUUUGCAGGGUAUUCGCAUGAAAAAGGAACAAAUCUUAACAGAUGAAAUACAAGAGCUUAAUCGAAAGGACAACCUUAUUCAUCAGGAAAAUUUGGAAUUAUGGAAGAAGGUUAACCUUAUACGUCAAGAAAACAUGGAAUUGUACAAUAAGGUUUAUGGCACAAGGGACAAGAAUGCAACAACUAGCAACUCCUUCAUCUUGUAUGGUUUCAAUAGUGAAGAAAGUUCCCAUAUCCCUACCCAUCUACAACUAAGCCAGCCUGAGCAGCCAAACUAUGAGGCACCACCCAAAGCAACCAGACAACAACUGCAUUGAAGCACCGAAGAGAUUGAGGCGGAUGUUUAUCCUCAUAAGGUAAAAUACCAAACAAUAAAUAAUAUGAUGGUCAGAGUGAAUAUAUCUAAAUAAAACCAAUCAAUGAAAUAAAUUUGACCUUGUCUAUGGUAUCAACAUUCAUCCAUAUUCAUAGUGAAACCCAACAUAAUAUCCAUGUAAAGUUGUAAAUUAAGGAAAAUAAAAUAAAAUAUUAUGUGGUUAUAAUUUUACUCAAUUAUUUAUACAAA